UUUAAUUAUAAAUGAAAGUAUAAAGGGCUCAUGGAAAGUACCGAGACUGUGGUCAAGAAAUGUUCUUGUAGUUGUUCACAAGAAAGGAAGUGCUGUAGUCAUUGAGUCAUUGUCAUAUUUAAGAAGAAGUCUGACUUUAAAUAAUUUGCAACUGUACGUGGAAAUGCAUCCCUCAACAAGUACUUUCUCAUAAGCAGAGCGAGAGAAACAUUGGAAGAAGAAAAACAUGCUUGGACAGCUGGCCUCAAGGGAAGAUAAUGCUACCUGAAUUUAUUUUUAGAUUGUGUCAGUUUUACCUACAACCUACAACCACAUAUUUCAUUUUGUUCAUUUUUUGCGAUUCAAUUUGGUAGAGACUUCAGCUCUUUGGAAAUUGUAAGUACAACUCUAGAUUAAAAUUCUUAAAAGGGUCAGAAAUUAUAUUAUAUUUCACAUUUAGGGCCUUUUCUUUAUCACAAUACAAAAAAGACUUGCAUCAAGGCCAUGAAGUAAAAAAAAAAGAUACAGUGUGUCUUAACCAAGUGCAUGGAUGGAGUCUCAAUUGGUUGCUUAAAAAUCAACAUUUAGGCUGGCUCUAUACAAGUAUUGAUUUAUAAAAGGUGAAUUUAACAUAUUUAAAUGUGGAUAUUGCAUUGUAAUGACAAUAAGUACGACAUCUAGUUCAAAUCUGAAAAGUGUUUUAAGUGUUGCACUUUUCCUCUAGAGAUGAAAUAGGACAUAUUUUGCAUGUUAAUACAAACUCCAGCUGUAACCAGACAGGGCUUCAGUUUGAUAGGUUUACUGUAAGUAACCUAUUAAGUCUUCUAGGAUGAUUUGUUUAGCUUGCAUCAUCUUUCCAUAUUUUAUAUGCAAAUCACAUUCAAACAGCCUUUUGUAUUCUCAGCCAGUAUGUAUUAAAGGCAGCAGUACCCUCACAUCUCAGUGUUUACAUGUCCACUCUGCAGAUAGUGACUGCACCUGCUCAUGGUCCUACUCUCUAUUCACCUACCCACAACUACUAGAACAACUACAGCAUGGUGCUUGAUUGUACAAAGAUCAAGGAUGUCCUGGAGAGGUACUACCUGUCACCGUUUUAUGCCGUUGAGUUCUGCGUUGGUUUCCCUGGCAACCUUUUGGUUGUACUUGGCUAUAUAUGUUGUUUGCAGGAGUGGCAGAGCUGCAAUAUUUACCUCUUCAACCUGGCAGUCUCUGACCUUAUUUUCCUCUGCACACUUCCACGCCUCUCGUACCUCUAUGCAAAUGACCAACCAGAGAAGAGUCCCUAUGGUUGCAUUAUCAACCGCUAUGUCCUGCAUGUCAAUCUUUACUCAUCCAUACUGUUUAUGGUUUGGCUUAGCAUGGACCGUUUCCUGCUCAUAAGACAUCCAACACGUAACCACUACCUAUUGAGGCCGAAAAUAGCCAUGAUCGUGUCAGGGCUGAGCUGGCUAGCUGUUAAUGUGGAAGUUGCUCCGAUGAUAUCACUGAUGGUCCACGAUCUUCAGAGAGGAAACUGGAGUAGCUGCAAGGAUUUUGCCAGCUUGAAAGGAGAGGUCCAUACAUUGGGCUACAGCCUGGGGCUUACCCUCACUGGUUACACUCUCCCUUUGCUUGGACUGUGUGGUUUCUCGUACCAAAUUGCACAUUUACUCCAUAUCCAGGAAAGGGCCAUACAGCGCCGGACAAGCACGUAUAAGCGUCCUCUCAGGGUUGCUGUAUCGGCCGCUAUCAUGUUUCUGCUUCUCUACACACCCUACCAUGUGCUGAGAAAUGUCCGAAUAGCAUCUCAGCACGACUGGACAGGGUUGCAGCUUUGUACAAGGAUGAACAUAGAGAGCCUGUACAUCAUCACAAGACCAUUUGCCUUCUUGCACAGUGUCAUCAACCCUGUCUUUUACUUCCUCAUGGGGGACAAAUUCAAAAAGCUCCUAUUGGCUAAGCUCAGGAAGCUGAUCAGAAAGACAGAGCAGCAAAGAGAACCAGCCUGAAAAAAUUCAACAUAGUGUCCCUGAAUAAAAGAAACAUCAUGUGAAUCAGCUCCUUCUUUACGUGUAUUUUGUUAUACUGAUAAAUAAUGUGGAUAUUUUAUUAUGGUGUAUAUAUAUUACAUUUUAUUUUAUUGUUGACCAAAUAAAGUAAUGUAAGACAACCGCUGUAAAUGCAUUUGAUGAGUAGAGCCUGUAGCUAUUUUUGUAUUAACACUCUGUUAAGUAUAAUAAUGUACAGUAUGUGUAUGGGUUCCUGUUUUUAUUUGUAUCUGUAUUUGUUAGACACUCAUUUUUUGCAUCAAUAUUGAUUUAGAAAGUCUAGAGCCUUUUGGCUAGGGGACCAACACGUUAAUAAGAUCUAUACAUUGUAAUGCAGAGCAAGAGCAGUCAGCUGGAUGUCCUAUUUCAAUGCACCCUGCUUCUGAGAUAGUCAAAUGGGAAUAUCUCCUUUUGAAAAAUGAUCUGUAUUUUGUGGUAAAACACUGUUGAAACUGGAGGUUCAUUUUUAUAGAGUCAGCAUUGUUCAAGA
Trematomus bernacchii (emerald rockcod) is the source of this 2496-nucleotide messenger RNA. RefSeq names its product succinate receptor 1-like. Gene Ontology annotation, molecular function: G protein-coupled receptor activity. The transcript is spliced from 2 exons. NCBI's taxonomy places the organism in Eukaryota, Metazoa, Chordata, Actinopteri, Perciformes, Nototheniidae. Bases 1014 to 1967 code for a protein of 317 amino acids. The record is from RefSeq and is a predicted model, not a curated record. Gene Ontology annotation, biological process: G protein-coupled receptor signaling pathway. Gene Ontology annotation, cellular component: plasma membrane.